AUGUCUGAUCAAGACGUUUAUCAAAAUAAAUACAGUGAAUUGCGGAAUAUUUUUAAGUACUAUAUUGAUUCAGAUAAUGCAUUGUAUCAGUUAAAAACGGAAAAAGAAGAAGAAAUAACCUCGAUUUACAAAAUGAUCAAAACAGAGCUCAUUGAUUCAAAGAAAUAUACUCCGAAAAAGGUCAUAAAUGAUAUUUUAUCCAUCAUUCCGUAUAAUAAUCGCUAUACUAAGUCAUACUUGGAAAUUGCUAAACAUUUAUCUGAUGAAUAUCAUGUUACAGAGGUCGACAAAGAAAGACUUACUUCAAACUCCGUGUUUUAUGGUGUAUAUUUCCAAAGUAGUUGUUUUAAUUUUUCAGAUUAUCAAUCAGAAAAUACAAUUUAUGGAUCAAUUAUGCGUAAUGACAAAGAAAAAUUCAUCUGCUUUACUGAAAGAGAAGGAUUUGAUAAAUCACAAAAAAUUACAAGUAGCUUAUUUCCCUUACACAAAGAAUAUUCAUUAUUAGAAUUAUGUUGUUUUUACGGAGCAGUUGAUUGUUUCAAACUCUUAAGAACGAAGUUUAACUCAGAAAUAACUAAAACAUGCCUAAAUUUUUCAUUUUUAGGUGGAAAUCAAGAGAUUAUGAGUGAAUGUUUGAAACAUCAAGAACCAGAUAAUGAAUGCAUGAGUUAUGCAAUUAUUUCACACAACAUUGAUUUUGUUACAUAUUUAAUGAAUGAAUACAAUAUAAAGAUCGACUUAUAUGAUUGUGGAAAAUAUAAUAAUCUCGAAUCACUUUUAGUUUAUUUUGAUCAAACUAAUGAUGUUAAAACAUGCUUUAUUUUUUCAAUAAAGUAUAAUAUUCUACCUCUUUUCGAAUAUUUCAUUUCACAUGGCGUAGAUAUCUAUGGAAAUAUGAAUGACAAAGAUGAAGAUAAAAUAGUUGCUAUUCAUUAUGCAGCAAAAUAUAGUAAAGAAAUAGUCGAACUUCUUAUUUCACGUGGUGCAGAUAUCAAUAUAAAAGAUAAAGAUGAAAAAACUGCUCUUCAUCACGCAGUAGAAUAUGGUAAUCAAGAAACAGCCGAACUUCUUAUUUCACAUGGUGCAAAUAUCAAUGAAAAAGAUAAAGAUGGGAAUAGUGCUCUUUAUUAUGCAGCAGAAAUUAAUAGUGAAAAAAUAGCCGAACUUCUUAUUUCACAUGGUGCAAAUAUCAAUGAAAAAUACUAUUAUGAAAAAACAGCUCUCCAUGUUGCAGCAGAAAAUAAUAAUAAAAAAAUAGUCGAACCUCUUAUUUCACAUGGCGCAAAUGUCAAUGAAAAAGAUAAAUAUGGAAGAACUGCUCUUCAUUUUGCAGCAGAAUAUGAUUACCACAAAACAAUCAAAAUACUUAUUUCACAUGAUGCAAAUAUCAAUGAAAAAGAUAAAGAUGGGAAUACUGCUCUUUAUUAUGCAGUAAAAAAUAAUAAUAAAGAAACAAUCAAACUUCUUAUUUCACAUGGUGCAAUAAUCAAUGAAAAAGAAUAA
Molecule: messenger RNA, 1503 nt
Organism: Trichomonas vaginalis G3
Lineage: Eukaryota; Parabasalia; Trichomonadida; Trichomonadidae
Product: ankyrin repeat and SOCS box-containing protein 4 family
Exons: 1
Coding region: 1-1503 (500 amino acids)
Molecular function (GO): protein binding
Source: RefSeq, a predicted model, not a curated record